AUGAAAAUCUUUAUAGCUCUCAUAGCUCAAAUCUGACUAGCUGCUUGCCUUUCAAUUGGAGUUAAAGAUUCUACUCUUGACCCUGGCAGAAUUUUAUGACCAAAAGAAACCUGGGUAAGCAGCCCAAUUCAAGUCUCUCAAACUAAUGCAGGAUCAAGUGUUAUAUUAACUUUUACUUUCAGGCCUAGCACCACUCUUUCCAAUGGCAUUCUAGAAGUAGAUCUUCCAUCUGGCUUAUCUGGAGGUCCUUUUUAUCUUUCAGGAAACUUCGUGCAGAACCAAGAUCAAUCUCUCAGCACUACUUCAAUUACUUUACCAUCAUCUCCAGGUGUUUACGGACCUUUUGUUCUUAUAACCCGAUCUUCAUCCACCGGACAAAUUUAUGAUGCAAAUUACAUUUUCGGCUGUCUGGCCACUACAAGUUCUGUCCCUACUUCAUCAACAUUAAUUGUAACGAAUGCUGCGGCAAGUCCAAUUGUUGGGACAACUGAUACCUUAUAUUUAAGUUUAGCUUAAAAUAAUUCUUUUGUUCAUUACUUCUUGGCCUCUACUAGGGCCACAGCUUUGAGCAACGGUAGGUGGUACAGCUUUGAACAACAGUAGAUGGCGCGGUUUAACAGUCAUCUGUUUCAAUACCCAAGCCCCUUAGAGCCUCUCUGAUUUACACCAGACUCAGUGUAGACCCAUUCUCUUGAGCCGAGACUCUCAAGAAGUCAUGGACUUCUCGCUGAGCUCGGAUGUAGGACCUGAGCCCAUCCCUAACUGACAUUAUUAAUUGUGAUGUGCCUUAUAUUUUGCAUUUAGUAUUAUCCAAAGCUUAUGAAAAUACGAUAUCAUUGAAAUCGUACCUCCUUCAACGUUCACACCUUCUUUGUCAGUUUCUUGUGCUUCUGUGACAGUGACUGGGACAAUUAAUCUUCUAUAUGGACCCGCAAAAAACAAUAAUUUGCCUUGUGCUUUAGCAGCUCAAAGCAGUUCUACAACAGGUCCUCAAACUGUAUCUUCUAGCUCAAACAGCGUUUAUAUAUAUGGACUUUCGCAAGAUGUUUACUUAUCAUCAAGCAUUUUAUCAAUUAAGCUUACUCCCGCUUUAGUAGCUGAUGAGCGAGAUUUUUGCUCGUUGCAGAGAUGUUUUAAAACAUUUAUAUAAAAUCCUCUAUAAGAAUUUUUUUUUGGGGGAUUUUAAAAAUAUUUGACUAAUAAUUUUUAUAAAUUAAUGUUUUAAAAUGCAAGCUGUCUAAAAUUUAUGAGAUUUAAUAUUCUAAUCGUUAAUUUAUACCCCUAAUUUUUUUUCUAACGGUUUUGACCUCAAAAAGGUGGAGUUAGUGUAUCUACUUUUACAUACCCUGGCUAUCAGCAGCCAUCGAGCUCAAAUACUUGGAAAUUAAAAAUUUGGAGAUGGGGAACUUCCACCUUAAUUGCAAGCUAUAUUGCCCCAGGUGGUCCAGCAACCCCUACAUAUGGCUCAAUUACAGCUACAUGAACUCCUGUGAGCGGGAUUUCAGCAACUGAUGUGGUAUCAGGAAUGACGAUUUUUACAAAAGUGGCUUUUACAACAUCUCAUGACAUCCCUGCAGGUGGAACCGCUGUUAUUGUUUUCUCAAAUGUGGAUAUCUCAGGAAAAUGGUGAGCAGAGCUUGAUAACUCAGGAAGUUCAGGAUCAAGCCAGUGCUAUAUAACACCUGCUAUAUCUGGGGCUUCUUGCACCGUUAAUAGCAGCACCCAAGUUACUCUUACUUUUACGAGUGGUAAAAAAAGUGGGGCAAUAACCAUAGCUUUAUUGGUUACUUUUAGCUCAGGCCCCAAAAUUGCAUCAAUUAUAACUAGUAAUGGAUCAUAUAAUAUUGAUUAUUCUGCAAGUUUGCCGUCCUGGACGCUGAGCAGCGCUAAUUUAGCUUAUAAUUAUUUCAAAUUCCAUGCAAUGGGAGAUGCGUCAGAUACAACAAAUACAAAAUACCCAGCCUUGGCCAAUUCUGGGACAUAUUCAACUGGCUUUCUAUAUGGUGCCGAUACAUCUCAUGACUUAUUCUGGGCAUUUAAACCAGCUGCUACAUGGACUACUUCGACAGCUUUAACAAUUACUCUUCAAAUGUCUACAUCAGCACUAUCAUUAACUCAGCCUUAUAUCGGUUCAGGAUUUACUGCAUAUGAAUUAAACAGUGCUCUUUCUGGCAGUGCCACAGCUUUAUCUGGGUCUUCACUUAAAGGCACUUAUACAGUUUCUGGGAGUACCAUAACUGUUGGCUUUACAACAGCUCCAACCUCUUCUUAUUAUUUCAUUUUUGCUUUUGGAGGUAGCAUGACAGCUCUACCUUACGUUUCUUCCAAUUUAGGGACGUUCUACGAAUGCUAUGCAACGUCAACUACAGGCAGUUCUAAAGAAAUAGGAAGCUCAGUUUAUUCAGUGCUCACUAAAGACUAUGGAGGAUCUGGAAUCUACGCUAAGCCACUAUGCAAGGAUAAUAAUGCACCUGGCAUUCCCCUUUUAAGUGUUUUUACAGCUAAAAUAAUGACUAUUGAUUUUGGGUCUGCCAGCUAUGUUUUAGAGAUACAGAUUGCGAAUGGAGGAGAUCUUGGGACUGGCUUAAACGCAGGAGACUCUAUUCCUCUACAAUCAUCAGCUGGAUCAUCUGUAUCUGCAACAUUAUACUCAAUUUCAAAUCCAACCACAAUCAGAAUUACAGGUCUAGGGAGUAUAGCAACCUCCACUACCGUCAGCACAUUUUUGGCAAUGGGAGUGAUUUCUGGAGCAACAACCUUUGACAGCACUUCUUAUCUUUACUAUACCACUUCUUCAGACCCCAGUAUCAAAAAUGCAUUAUAUAUGAGCCAAAUUACCCAAAUAACGUCUAUAGGGCUUUCCCUUGAAUAGCCCGAUAACGGGAUGAAGCCAGCCCGUUAUCGGGCUAUUCAAGGGAAAGCCCUAUAUGACUUCUGGAACAACCUCAUUGACUUCUGGAUCACAAACAAGCAGCUGGGGAGUCUCAAUUUCAUCUAGCUUAACUAUCACAGCUAAAGCAGCAUCAUCGACGACUUCAAAUACUUAUAUUGGGAUUGGGCUUCCUGUAGGAUUUACUUUAUCCUCACCGGCAAUUUCAGUGGCAAGUGCUAUGCCGACGUCAAGUUAUUAUGCUUCUAAUAGCAAUGCUUAUUCAAAAGGUGGAUUUAUAGUAGGGAUAAGCACAAGCUCAACUUUUGCAUUUACAAGCGGCACGAAUGUAGCGAUGUCUGUUACAGGGGUUGUUGCACCUGGAUAUGCUGGGUCAUCUUCUUCUUCAAACACUGUUUAUUUCAACUUAUUUGCGGUUACUUCUGGAGGAGUUGGUGGAUCUUGCUCUAUAUCUGAUGCAACUCACCUAUCUGGUAUUGUCAACUUGGGAUCAAUAGGAACUGUGACUUGUACCCCUUCUGCUACAUAUGCAGCAGGCCCAGACUCUGUAAGUAUUAUAGCGUCUGCACUGCUAUAAUGCGCCUUGAUGCAUGAUUCUCCACAACAACUUGGAGCUCUUACGAGCCACCAGCAUGUCAACUCCAAGUUGAGGAAAGCACAUCAUUUUGCAAGGAUUUGCCAACUCGAAGUUCCUUUGCCAUCUUUCAGCGGCAUGUGAGAGCUCCAAUUAGCCAUGCAGAAGCAUCAAGGUAUAGAAAUUGCCCGAGGAUGGCGCUAUAUUGCGCCAUCCUCGGGCAAUUGGAGACACGGCUCCACACGGGAAUUGUGUUCCACGUGUGGAGCCAUUUUUCCACGUGGGAAAAUGUGGAUUCCACACGUGGAAAAAUGGCUCCACACGUGGAAUACGGUUCCCGUGUGGAGCCAAUUUUCGCUUGCCCUAGGAUGGCGCCAUAUAGCGCCAUCCUAGGGCAAAUCCUAUAUGCUAUAACGGUGCAGAUGCUAUACACAAUAAGCCUUUCGUUGGUAACUGCGAAUCCUAUACCCAUGCAUUAAAAUGGUGUGGGAAUCAGCCUACCCUAUUAACUCAUGUAGCCGACAUCCGAAAGGGUGCCGGUGAUCUAAGGAAGGAGGUUGGCGCUUGACAUAAUUAUCGGCUAGGUUUUUCUUAGUUUGGUAAAGAGUAAUGUCAGGUUGGCCAAAUCAAGGUUUACUAUCCAAACUUUCCGACUGCCAGAGAGCAUGCGCAGGCCUAUAUCUAGUAGGAGCAAGAUUUUGAGGUCGUGCUAUAAUUGUCAGCGAAUCUGAGGAGUUAAGCGUUAUGGUAGGGAAUAAGGAUCUUCUGAUCCCGACGGGGAAUUUUUCAAUAAUCUAUCUAAGUGUAAGAGCAAAUCCAAUCCCCGCGGGUGGAAAAAUUACUCUUAUAUUGAGCUCAUCUUGGUCAUAUUAUUCAUCAACUUGUACAGCUUCAGGACUAUCUGACAUGGACUCAACUAACAAAGUGACCUGCAGCAUUGCAUCAUCUAUGCUAACAAUAACUAAAUUUGCUGCAAUUCCAUCAGGAACUAUAAAUAUCUCAAUCCCUCAAGUCCUUCCUCCAUUAUCAGCAGGAAAUUACCAAUGCUUUACAACAGUUUUAACCCAAGACGCAAAAAGCAAUUAUAUCGAUACAGGGACAGGUUUAACUCAAAAUGUAGUUUUAACUUCUCCAGGGACUGCUGGAACUUCAACAAGCAUAACUGCAACCGCAUAUCCUAACUUCGCUGGAGCCUCAGGAGUUGAUAUUUAUUUGUCCUUUUCACUCUCUAACUCCCCCCCCUCCGUGAGUGAGCAAAACCAUUAGAAAAAUCGCUAUUUUUUGCCCACCCUCCGUGAGUGAACAAAAAUUUUUUUAAUAGAAAAUUUUUUUAUGGAAAAAAUUUUUGAUAUAUAAAUGAUAGUUAGUAUAAUGAAAUUUAGAGCUAAUUCUGUUUAAUUUUAAACGGAUUGCUUUUUAAAACAUAAAUUUUAUAAAUUAAAUUAAUAUUUGCUUUCCAAUUUUUGCGAAUUAGAUUUUUUUAAAUUUCGACAAAAAUAUUUUUUAUAAAAUUUAUAUAUAAAUUUUUUUUAAAACAAAAAUUAACCCCCGUCCGUGAGUGAACAAAAUUUUUUUGUUCACUCACGGAGGGGGGGAGUAAGGCACUUCCAGCUGGCAGUCUUAUUGGCAUUAAUCCAGGAUUUGCGACAUGGUCUCGUUCAACUGGAGAUAUCAAAGACUACUGUUGGGCAAGUAUUGAUUAUAAGUCAUGCACGAUAAUUUCUACCACAAAACUAGAAAUUACUACCACUAAAGAUUUGAUAGCUGGGACAACCAUCCAAAUUUACCUUGACUCUGUAUUGAGUUUGCCAUCAACAGUAGGAGCGACAAGUUCUGGCUGGCAAAUAAGUACGUCUUGGCAAAGCACAACCAUUACAAGCGAUCCGAACCCAGGAACUUCGUUUACAAUUAAUGCAGGAGUUAGCACACUUAUUGCGAUUUCUUCAGUGAAAAUUAGUGAUGUAAAAAAUGCAGCCGAAGCUGCCACUUAUGUGUUUUCAUUUUCCAGUGGCGCAGAUGUGGCUAGCGGAGAUUACUUUGUGAUACAGUUUCCUAGGAAUUUCGAUCCAUAUAUUGGAGAUGCGAUUAAUACGUAUUCUGAUUGCUUACCGAAUACUUGGCUAUUAAGCUGCAAUUCCACUGCUCUGGGAAGUGUUUCCUGUGCUUCUGAUCAUUGGUAUCUCCUUAUAAAUGGAAUUUCUAAGACAUCUACAGCUUCUACAAUCCUUGAUCUUACAGUUCAAAGCGUAAGAAAUCCAGCGGCUGGCACCACUGGUUAUUUCAAUAUAUACCACUAUGCCUCAGCAGGAACUGUUAAAGCGUAUUUUACCUCGACCACCAGUGUUACUACAACUUCAGUUUCCCCAAGCUCAAUAAUUUUGAAAGAUGUGUUAUCAAGCUCCAGUCAGCUUGUGGCCUCUUCAAAAUACACCUUUGAUUUCUACGUUGCUUCAGCUACUUAUACAAAUGAUAUCAAAUUCGUGAUUACUUUUCCUGAACAAUUUAAUUUGCAAUUAUACAUUGGAACUUCUACAGCUUGCUCUACUUCUUAUUAUGAUGAGUCUAAUAGUGCAGGAACUGACUAUACAAAAGCUUUAUCAUGGAUUUCUGCUACGUCUUGUGCAGUCAGUGGACAGCAGGUGACCCUUGCAAUUCCUAGUGGCACUAGUCAAGCUUUUGCCAGCACUUCAAGAGUUCAAAUUUCUUUGACGUCAAUUAAUAACCCUCAAUGGGGAAUUGAUAGGUCGGAUGUAGGCUGGGAUAAUAUUUAUACUGCGACUUAUGGGAAUUUUGAUUAUUGGACGAGCCGAUUUGUUGUUUCAGCCAUCAGUGCAACCAGCACUGCAAUUUCUGCUAAAAGCUAUGGAAUUCUUAAUUCAGCAUAUUUAGGGUACUCUUUAAAUACUAUUUCAGCGAUAAUUGGUUCUUAUGAUCCUGCAACUAAAAAUGGGAAAAUCCAAGUAGCUCCUGGAACUCAAACUAGCGAUAUUACAAUUACUUUGGAUGACAACUGGCCAUUGAAGUCUAGAUCGCUUAAGCUGACUCCUACUACAAAUACUAAUUAUCCAGACAGUGGGAAAUUGAAAUAUACUUCAGCGCAUUAUAAUUGAAUAAUUUAUCAGAUGUGCUCAAGCCUGAAUUUCAGAGUUUCAGCACUCACAGGGGCGGCUGUAGGGAUUUAUUAUAUUGAUUGGGCGGUAAACGAAACUCCACAAACUGGAUUAUCUAAUCAAUAUAGCGCUCCUUUGAGUAUCAUAGUUGAAGUCUGCACCCUUUCAGCAGCAACAAUUAUAAUUGCAGAUAUCCCUAAUUUAAUUAUCGGGGCCCAAAGCAUCCCAAUCGCAGUUACGCUUACAAACUCUCCAGCGUCAGAUUUGACUAUAACUCCUUCAUUUGGAUCAUCUACCUCUUUAAUUGCGAUAACCCCCUCAUCUCUUGCAUUUAAACCAGAUAUCAACGUCUUAUACUUCCAACUGACUGUCUCCAGCUCAUAUACAGCUACUUCUCCAACUCUUUCGUUUACCCUCACAGGCACCGAUGUGGCAGCUUUUGUUCAGCCUACAUCUAAAUCUCUAACUCCCCCCCCCCCCUCCGUCCGUGAGCGAACAAAAAAAUUUUGUUCGCUCACGGAGGGGGGUUAAUUUUUUUUUUUAAAAAAAAAUUUAUAUAUAAAUUUUAUAAAAAAAUAUUUUUUUCGAAAUUUAAAAAAAAUCCUAAUUUGCAAAAAUUGGGGAAGCAAAUAUUAAUUUAAUUUGCAAAAUUUAUGUUUUAAAACGCAAUUUGUUUUUAAAUUAAACAGAAUUAGCUCUAGAUUUCAUUAUACUAAUUAUCACUUAUAUAUCAAAAUUUUUUUCCAUUAAAAUUUUUUCUAUUAAAAAAAUUUUUGUUCACUCACGGAGGGUGGGUUUUUGGUCAAAAAAUGGCGAUUUUUCUAAUGGUUUUGUUCGCUCACGGAGGGGGGGGGGUAGUAAGUGUUUCCACAACCUCUAGCACAACUGUUUCAGCAACUGUCACAUUGUCAUCAGCUGUAAAAAGUGGCACUGAAGCAGUCAUAACAGCGACUUGUUCUCAAAACAUUGUGCUAUACUGAAGUCUUUCCUGCAAAGGAUCUGUAAUUCCAUCAUUUUCUGAAAUCGUAGCAGCAACUGCAGAUCUUGUGACAAGAGCCUCAGACACUUAUUAUCUUCAAGAACAAUUAGACAUUGAUUAUGAGGCUACAGAGACUGCUCCUGAUUAUAAUAAAGGAGACACUGAUAUCCAGUCAUUUUUCAGAAGGAAGCAUAAAGAACAUUGUGCAACUCCAUGGACUUCUUCACAGGUUAUUUAUGCAGGAGAAGCUGCUACUAUUGAUUUGAAUUGGCUGAUGGGUGCUACAGAUUAUACAUUUACAGCUUAUGCUGCUAAUGAAGUUGUUAAUAGCACAACUCCUACAACGAAUAACUUUACAACAGCUCCUCUUCCUACACUUUCAACCUAUACUGUUACAUUUGCAGGGAGUGUGGCACAAAGCAGUGGGUUUAGCAUUAAAUCGACAAUUGCUAAAAACAUGGGAAUUAACCCUGCAUGGCUUACUGGGCAAGUUUAUAUAUCAAGCUCAAGCAGGAUGCUGAUUGAUUCAAUCGGGAGAUCAGCCUUUACUUAUAACGUUCUUUAUGAUCGAAGUAAGCCCUAUUAUUCUCCAAGCAAAAUUAUAGCGAAUAUUGAUGAAAUUCAGCUGACCUCAGAUUUAUAUAAACUUGUAGGAGUUUCCCCCACUUUGUCCUCAGGUAGCGUGACUACUCAGACUACUCCAAGCUGGGUUGCAGCUCCAGUCAAUGGGACUGUAGGAGAAACGUCAGCUGUAUUUACAGCGACUUCUACGCAAGAUGGAAUUGUUUGUGUGUCUUGUACAGAAAGUGUGAUUUCAGAUAAAAAUGUUUAUGCUUGGCAGGUUGUAGAUGGAUUAGAUGGCAACUCUUUGGAAGCCUAUGCAGACUGUGAAAAUAGUACGGCUACUGUGAAUACAACAUUAACAGUUUCUGGGUUGACUCAAGGAACAGUUUAUUAUUGCUAUUUUACUGCAUGCAAUAGCUAUCCACUAUGGCCAAGCUGUAUUGACUAUACUUCUACAACUCCUUUAGCAUCAGUGACAAUUAAUACAACAACUCCAGUGAGUGAUGAUAGUGGUGCGAUAAUAUUAGCUGUCACUGGAUUUCUCUUAUUCUUUAACUAG
Blepharisma stoltei is the source of this 8676-nucleotide messenger RNA. The record is from the annotation of a GenBank genome assembly. NCBI's taxonomy places the organism in Eukaryota, Ciliophora, Heterotrichea, Heterotrichida, Blepharismidae.